GGUGCUUAGACAAGGGACUUUCUAAAGCAGGGCCCCUGGGAGAAGAAAUGGAUCUCCAGUAUUUGAGGGAAGAGGCAGAAGCCUGGCUGGAAUACUACAUCCAGAAGCCCUGGACCAGAAACCCGAUGGAGCAGUUGUAUCGUGACUAUUUCUACUUCCACUUUUACAACCUGCCCAAUCCCAGAUGUCGGUUAGGCUGCUACAUCUGCUACCAAGUGGAAGGAACACAGACUCACUUACCUAUGCCCUUGAAAAAAGGGGUCUUUGAAAACCAGUUUUAUCCCAAGAAGAGACGCCAUACAGAACUCUGCUUCAUCUCUUGGUUCCGCAACCAGAAGUUCUUGGACAAGAAGCUGUCCCCUGGUGAGAAAUACCGUGUCACCUGGUACAUGUCCUGGAGCCCCUGUAGUAACUGUGUGAAUGCUGUGAUCAGGUUCCUGGAGGAGAACGAGAACGUGGACUUGAGGAUCUUCGUAGCUCGCCUCUAUUACUCCGAUUCUCCAGAACACCAGCGGGGGCUUUGCAGGCUGCAUCAAGCAGGGGCCCAGAUGAAUAUCAUGUCACCAGAGGAUUUUGAGUACUGCUGGGAAACCUUCGUGGACCACCAGGGAACACCCUUCUUCCCCUGGGAUGACAUGGAUGUAAAUUAUCAGAGUCUCUCUAUGACUUUAGAGACCAUUCUCCAGGUGUGCCAGGGAGACUGCGAGUCCCAUAGAAACCCAAUGAAGCGGAUAUAUCCUGGGACCUUCUCCUUCCACUUCCGCAACCUGAUCUACGCCAACGGGCGAAAUCGCUCCUACCUCUGCUUCGAAGUGGAAGGAGUGCCGUACCACUCAUCUUUUACCGUAUCUUUUCACCGUGGGGUCUUUGAAAACCAGGUCUAUGAGAAUAAAUCCUACCAUGCAGAACACUGCUUCCUGUCUUGGUUCAAAGCUAACAAGCUGUCUCCUGCUGAACAUUACCAUGUCACCUGGUUCCUGUCCUGGAGCCCCUGUGCCAGCUGUGCAGAGGAGACGGCCAACUUCCUGAAGCAGCACAGGAACGUGACGCUGAGUGUCUUCAGUGCCCGCCUCUACUACUUCUGGAUACCAGCAUUCCAGCAGGGGCUUCGGAAGCUGCACUGCUUAGGGGCCCAGGUGGAGGUCAUGUCCUUCCACGAUUUUAACUACUGUUGGAAAAACUUUGUGUACAACCGGUACAUGCGUUUCAGGUGUUGGAAGAUGCAUAAAAAUUAUAAAUUUGUCCGACGGCUUAGUAAGGAAAUCCUCAGGUGCGCCUGUGUCUCCCAGGUGCGCCUGCGUCUCCCAGGUGUGCCUGUGUCUCCCAGAAACAUGAGUCUGCUGCCAGAGGAAAUAUUCUACUACCAGUUUGGCAACCAGCCACAGGUCAGAGAGCCCAAGGGACGGAGGAAGACCUACUUGUGCUACAAGCUGAAGCUGCUUGAUGAGACACUUGACCAAGGCUACUUUAAGAACAAGAAAAAGAGCCAUGCAGAAAUUUGCUUUAUUGACAAGAUCUGCUCACUGGACCUGGACCAAACCCAGAGGUACAAAAUCAUCUGCUAUGUCACAUGGAGCCCCUGUGCCCACUGUGCUGAGAAACUGGUGGCUUUCAUUGAUGAUCACCCCUACCUGAGCCUGCAAGUCUUCACCUCCCGCCUGUAUGUCCACUGGCUCUGGGUAAAUCAGCGUGGGCUGCGACGUCUUUGGAAAUCCAACAUCCCAGUGUUGGCCAUGACAGAACCAGAGUUUACUGACUGCUGGAAAAACUUUGUGGACAACCAGGAAAGGCCUUUCCAGCCCUGGGAGAAGCUGAAGCAAUAUAGUGACAAAGUAAAACGAAGGCUCCAGAAGAUUCUGAAGAUCAACACAAUAGAUCUGUUCUCAGAACAGAGCUCAGAAGAGAUUCGAGAUCUGAAUAAUUUAGUGGAUGCUGUCAGAAAUUUGAACUUGGAUGCCCAUCUCCCUCAUUACUAAGAAGUAACUCAAGAUGACUGUUCCU
Messenger RNA from Rhinolophus ferrumequinum (greater horseshoe bat), 2001 nucleotides. Its product is annotated as DNA dC->dU-editing enzyme APOBEC-3F-like. Gene Ontology annotation, cellular component: nucleus; P-body; cytoplasm. NCBI's taxonomy places the organism in Eukaryota, Metazoa, Chordata, Mammalia, Chiroptera, Rhinolophidae. The record is from RefSeq and is a predicted model, not a curated record. Gene Ontology annotation, molecular function: RNA binding; cytidine deaminase activity; zinc ion binding. Gene Ontology annotation, biological process: defense response to virus; negative regulation of single stranded viral RNA replication via double stranded DNA intermediate; DNA cytosine deamination.